Messenger RNA from Cherax quadricarinatus, 4237 nucleotides. NCBI's taxonomy places the organism in Eukaryota, Metazoa, Arthropoda, Malacostraca, Decapoda, Parastacidae. The record is from RefSeq and is a predicted model, not a curated record.
GCUGGUUCACGGGAAGGCAUCACACAGGUGGCAGCAUUGGAGUUUGGAGUAGACAGGCGGCAGUAUGGUAUACGUUUCCAACUCUCAAUGCCACAACUAGAGUACCAGAAGGUGUGGAGUCUUUCAGCCUUCAUAACCUCACCUGAUAUAGGCGAAGAAGAGGUUGUACGAGCGUACCUGUCAUGGAAGGAAGAAAAUUAUGAGUUGUUUGGUGAAUUCAGCUUCACAACUCAGAGACUGGUAGAGAAAUAUCUCAACCUGAGGAUUAACAAUUGGCUGGGGUGAGGACAUGGGUGAGGUUGAAGUGACUUUGGCAUUGGGUCCUGUUGUGACCUUUGAAGUAGGACCCCAGUUUCAUCUUGGAGCUCCUGGGGGUACGUCCUUCAAAAUCUUCAUCGGUGUCAGCCACAAAGACAUUCCAGGAAUGACAAAGGGAAGCCUCAGCCUCCUCUUGGAUUCAGGUCGAGUAGAUAUGACUCUGAAGUUUGACCUUGCUGAGAGAGGAAGGUUCAGUUUAUCUCAUACUUACAACGCCCCCUGGAAUUUUAAGACAUCUGCAAUUGCUGUUUAUGUGCCUCUGGAUAUGGCAUGGGGGGCAGAACAUGAAGUGGUGGUACGAGAGGAUGAACUGCGUCAUUGGCUCAAUGUUUCUUGGUCAGCCUUGCCAAGUGACAAGUUUACUUCUCUCAUCCACUUUGUCAGUCAUUCAGAAACACGUGCUGACCUCUCACUCAGGGCACUGCUGAUGUACCCAGGACAGGUGUUUGAACUGCAGGAGACUCUGGCUGAGGCACUCGGUGGUAGCUACAAAAAUAAACUUACACUGCGGCUACACCCAGGCAGAGCCCUCAAUAUGGAUACCAUUAUAAUCACACGAGCAAAUAAUGAGGUCUUCUCUUAUGGUCUCUCCAAUACCCUUAAACUCGAUUCCUGGAUCAGCCCUGUCAGCUUGGUGGGAACUUUCAACUGCUUUGGGAAGGGUCAGUGCUCCAUAGUGGUGACAGCAGAGCAGGCUGGGGAUGAAUUACUUGACAUGGAACUCCAACACACUACCGCUAGAGGCAUCUCCAGAACUGAGGCCAAGAUCAUCAUCACUCACUGGUUUGAUGGGACAGUUUCUCUCGACACAGCCUACAAAAUUGGUUAUUGUGAUCUGAAAUGGUACAUGUUGGUAUGGAAAUGGAAGCGUCUUUUGCAAGGGCGUGCUGAGGUGGAUUUUGCCAAUACUGAUGUGGCCGUGGCAGAGAUGCAGGUGCAGAAACUGUUAGAUGAUGGCCAGCUGGCACAUGUCACCCAUGCGUACAAUGGCACCUUCAAUCUUGACCAUGAAGCCAGGACCCUCCAUGUCAGGCAGGAGGUACGAGUGACAGAGGAAGGCAUGAGUCAGCUCUGGACGGGAGUGGUACAAGGUCAAGCUGGACACACCCUCUUCAACAGUCGACACUUUGCCAAGGCGACACUCACAACGCCAACAGAUGUGUAUUACACGGCCGAUGGGGAUAUCAGCUCAGCAGUGUCUGGGGUGGAAUCAGUGAUAGCAGCUAUAAGUCUGUCAGCAGGAUCUGGAUCUAACACCACGUACUUACUGAUGUGGGACCUUGACCUUCAGCAAUCUCAUUCCAGUGGUCCAAGUAUGGUGGAUGAAGACAAGAGCUACAUGGAGGAUAUAAUGGAGGAAAAUGAUAAGGAGGAAUGGUUAUUGUUUUAUCUUGAGACAUUGCUUAGGGCCAGCACCCCAGCCACAGGUGAGCUCAAGCUCAAUAUUGAGGCUAAGAAGACUCUCCAGCUUCUCCCAGAUAAAGAACACAUGCCUAGUGAGGAAAUCACUACUGAUAUCAAAGUGAUUACAGAGACCAUGCCAGAGUUGGGCCGUAUUCUUGGCAAGCUGACACGUUCUGUAGAUGCGUACACUUUUAAUGGGCGAAUGUGGUCAGAGCAGCAGGCAGUGGGCAUAGUGUCCUAUGGUAUGGCUCGGAACAACUCCCUCAAGAGCUCCCAUCUGCUGACCGUGGUGGACCCCACCACUAGCUGGGGCAGACUGCAGCUUGUCAUUGAGACUGACCACCUUGGCUCAUUCCCAGACAACUUCCAAAGCUCCAUAGGUGGAAAGGGAAGUGUGGGAAUGGAAGAGGCAGGGCAGGUGCGGGCACUGGUAUUACGAACUCCAGCAGCUUCCUCUAUCACCUUAGCUCUCAUCACUUACCUCCAAGAACUUCCUGGUGGGAGCUUUUUCCUUAAGUGGUCAGAAGUGGCAGUGCAGAGUCACAUUACAUGGGCACUGAUGAAAUGCACUAUGGGUAUACAGUGGCAGGAGGGUGGAAAGGCCAUGGAGUUAGUGCUCAACUAUGUGAACCCCAGCACUGCUCUCCAUGCCCUAGAUACCAGUAUCACCUUCAGCAUCUCUCAGGCUCCAUACCCACCAUUGACCUUCAUCCUGGCUAGCCGUGUUAGUGUCAACGCUGAUCAUCACUACAUACUCAACAUUGAUUGUCGCUCACAGCAGGAACAGUACAUGAUCACCUGGGCUUUCAUGCAUCCUGGUGGAGGAGGAUCAGUACGUCUGCAGUUGCGUCAUGUUGGGGACACUUACGGUGUCCUUGCAGUCAUAGUGUUGCAGGGGUUCUCUCUGCAGGUCACAGGAGCCUUCACGUCUGUGGCAGUGGGAGAGGAGCUGUUAGUGACCAUGUAUAGUUCACUGCUGAAGGAUCCACGUGGGCGCACCAUCAGAAUCUUCAGGAAGUCAGAGUCAGGGAAGAUGGAGAUUGCUGCCUUUUUCUCUCUGGGUGGAGACUCGCCUGACUGGAUAUAUAGUUACAGGUUACUGGUGGAGAUGGAGCGUGACAUCAAACAGAAAGUGAGGUACCUGAAGGCAGAAGACCGCUUCACAUACUACCACCUUCACCAACUCUUGAAUGACUACCAGUUCCUUAUCCUAACUGUUUACAACAACUUUGAUGAGGUGGAGCUGGAGCUGGAAUUCCCCAACUUUGGAUCCCAGGUGAAGGUGAUUGGAUCACUUCUCAAGGGAAAGGAUUCUCAGUUAGAAUUAGUUAUCAACACUCCAUCUUUUACACACCUCAUAGAUGGUCGACUUAUCUUCGGUAGCAGUGAGUGGUGGAGCGCUCAUAGCGGCACCUUUAACUAUAAUCUACAGAAGAAGAAGGGAAGAGAAAAUCCUUUCAAGUUGAAGCUAGAAGCAUCCAAGUGGAACAGCAACAGACAGAAAUACAAGUUCUUUGUACAAAAGACACAUCUUGAAUCAUCUGUGUCCAGCUCCAUCUAUGAGAUGCUCUAUGAAUAUCCUUACGAGACCUACAACCAUCCUGGUUACUCCUAUGAUGACUCUGUUGCUUCAACAUCCAUAAGCACCUUUGAUGUGGCAGUUGAUGUAUCUCGUGACCCUGGUACCACCGAGUAUAAAGCGACCUGGCAGACAGAUAAGACGAAAAACGAGGUGCGGGUAGUGUUAGAGAAGGAUCCAAGCGGUGGAGGUGCCCUCCUCAGAUACUUCAGACAGGUUAAGGGCAUCCCUAAGUCAGAAGUCAAGUACCAACUGAAGGGAAACUACCGUCGCAUUGACACAGAGCUGACUAUUUCCUGCACACUUGAUCAGUCCUCCAUCACAAGGCCAAGAGCCAUCAUCUUCCUACAUUCAGAAGCUGAGUGUUAUGCAGAGCUCCUACUGGACUUAUUUGAAGAGGAGGCUGACCAGGUGAUCCUCGUCAUUACUUACUUCUCUCACAACCUCAGGUUCAGGAUUGGACAGUUUGGGAACACUUUCCUGCAGCUGGGCUAUCAAGAAGAGACUGAUAACGAAGGUACUACACUUCACAAGGUACAGGUGGAGAGUUCAGGCAGAACAGUGGAGGUGUGGGUGGGAAUGAUGCCAGAAGAGCAGAGGACAUGCAUCAAGGCUGGAGUGGUACUAGAAACACCCACUUUAGCACCCACUCAUCACCUUCUCCUACUGUGUCCUGCACCCACUCCAGAGCUCACAAUCCAGCUCAUGGGCCUUGAGGAGCAUGAAGGGCCUUAUGUACGAAUGGGCCAGAUCUCAGGACCUGGAGGUGUGGGUGUGCAAGUAGGCAGUGGGCGGCUCCAACCUCUGGACACGCCCCCGGCACUCACACUCACAGCAGAUGUAGAGAAGGAGGUGCUAGAGAUUCUCAUUGAUUGGCAGAGCCGUUCACUCGCCCAGUUCAAGGUAUGUCUCUCAUGAUAUUAUAGUUAAAGGAAA